GCCACGAAACAUCCAGCCACUUGUAGCCAACCCCCUUUUCACGUGGCCUUCUUCUUCCAGUACAACAUGACCGCUCACAACUCGCACAGAGCGGCGGUGGCGUUCGUGAUUCUGGUAGGCUGUGCUGCCGGGAUCGAGCUCGACACAAACGAAUUGACAAAAUCCACCUUGGCGUGUCACAAACGAAUUUUCUCCUACAAAGUGGCACAACACGAUUCAAAAGGAAGAAUAUGCUGGGAUACGAUCAGCGUCAUGUCCUGCUGGGGUCGAUGCGUUUCCGAUGAAAUUUCAGAUUGGAGAUUCCCCUAUAAAAGAUCCAACCAUCCUGUCUGUAUGCACGGAAUUAGGGAGCCGAGAAAGGUAAUUCUGAAGCACUGCGAAGAGGGUGCCGAACCUGGAACUGAAGUUUACGAGUAUCUCCACGCAGUGUCAUGUAAAUGCCACGUCUGUAAGUCUUCAGAGGCGAGUUGUCAAGGCUUCAGGAAACCACUAUUAUUCGCAAAUGAAGGCACGUUUUCCCACUUUGGUAGUGCAUGGGACUAUAUCCUACACAUGUUAGGAGAUGCAUGACUAUCCCUACCAUCAAGCACUGCACCACUGCACAUAUUAUUUUAUGCACCUAGUAUCAUAGUAGCUUUAUACACAUCCUUUCUGAUCAACCUAGCAUCCUGUGUUGGUGCUAAAAUGUAUAUUUUUGAUUAAAUAAAGUUAUAUUUUAUGAGA
This is a messenger RNA of Cimex lectularius (bed bug), 723 nucleotides long. RefSeq names its product thyrostimulin beta-5 subunit (gene Gpb5). Gene Ontology annotation, molecular function: hormone activity. Gene Ontology annotation, cellular component: cytoplasm; extracellular region. The record is from RefSeq and is a predicted model, not a curated record. Gene Ontology annotation, biological process: G protein-coupled receptor signaling pathway. Bases 67 to 570 code for a protein of 167 amino acids. NCBI's taxonomy places the organism in Eukaryota, Metazoa, Arthropoda, Insecta, Hemiptera, Cimicidae. The transcript is spliced from 4 exons.